AUGGCCGUAACAACUGAUCCCGUUGUCGUGUCCAAUGGUCUUGCACCUCACCUCAGGCCAGCGGCCAAGGUGAAGUCACCACAGGCCGCUUCCAAGUCUUCCCUUGACAUAAUCGACAUCCGCCGCGCGGCUGUCGAAACAAACCUCAAAGAAGAGAUCAUAUCCCUGUUCCAUCCCAAGGAGGGUCCAAGGCAGCUCCAGAUUACCUAUUUGGAGGAGUACUACCUCACCAAUGAUGAGAUUGAAGUUUUGAGAAAAUCAUCGGCGCAAAUAGCCAACGAGCUUCCUAACGGCUGUAUGCUCAUCGAGCUUGGGAGUGGCAACCUCCGGAAGGUCAACUUGCUCCUCCAAGCCAUCGAGGACACGGGCAAGUCUGUUGAUUAUUAUGCCCUGGAUUUAUCUCGGACGGAGCUUGAGCGCACCCUAGCUCAAUUGCCGUCAUAUAAGCAUGUCCAUGCUCAUGGUUUGCUGGGCACUUAUGACGAUGGCAGAGAAUGGCUGAAGCAGCCAUCUAUCCUCACUCGCCAAAAGUGUAUUUUGACUCUUGGAUCGAGCAUUGGCAACUUUCCUCGAGAUGACGCCUCGAGAUUUCUCAGGGGCUUUUCAGAUGUUUUAAGCCCAGUUGACCGCAUGAUUGUCGGUCUAGAUGCCUGCAACGACCCAGCUAAAGUAUAUCACGCAUAUAAUGAUAAGGAGGGUCUCACACAUCAAUUCGUCCUCAAUGGGCUUACGCACGCGAAUGAGAUCCUUGGGGAGGAGAUCUUCCGGUUAGAAGACUGGAAGGUCAUUGGUGAAUACGUUUAUGAUCACGAAGGGGGGCGUCAUCAGGCUUUCUACUCUCCUGUCAAAGACACAGUUGUCAUGGGAGAACUAAUCAAGGCUCAUGAGCGCAUCGAAGUCGAGCAGAGCCUGAAGUACUCUCAGGCAGAAACGACGAGGCUGUGGAACCAAGCGGGAAUGUCAGAGAUUGGUAAAUGGAUGCUGGGGAACGAAUAUGACGAAUGGCCCCCGGUUAAUGAGAUCUUGACGUACCAAGAUCGUGUCCGUGAGAGGUUGAAGAGUCUCUACGAUAAGGGAAUAGACGUUAUCCCCCGCGCGGUUGGUCGCGCAAUCUGGGUCGGCUUCGAGCAUGAAAUCAUGCACCUCGAGACACUGCUCUACAUGAUGCUUCAAAGCGACAAGACUCUGCCGCCGCCAGAUACAGAGCGGCCCAACUUCCAGAAGUUGGCUGAGAAGGCACGGACCGCGAGAGUUCCAAAUCAAUGGUUCAACAUCCCGACACAAGACAUUGCUAUCGGCUUGGAAGAUCCAGAAGAUGGAACCGAUCCAGAAACACACUUUGGCUGGGACAAUGAAAAGCCGGUGAGACACGUCAAGGUCCACCAAUUCCAGGCUCAAGCACGGCCCAUCACCAACGAAGAGUAUGCCCAAUACAUGAACGACCAACAUAUCACCAAGCUCCCGGCUUCUUGGGCAGAACUUGAACCCCUCCGUACAACUAACGGUUACACUAAUGGCAAUACGAAUGGCGUUCACACUAAUGGAUAUACCAAUGGCCAUACGAAUGGUUAUGCCAACGGUCAUACCAAUGGCCAUGGCAAUGGAUACGCUAAUGGCUCUGUCAAACUUUUCAAAUCAUUCCUCGAGAACAAAGCGGUUCGCACAUUUUACGGUCUUGUACCUCUGAAGUACGCUCUUGACUGGCCAGUUUUCGCUUCCUACGAUGAACUUGCCGGUUGUGCUUCGUGGAUGGGUGGCCGAAUUCCCACCUUCGAGGAGGCCCGCAGCAUUUACUCCUACGUUCAUGAACAGAAAAAGUUGCAAGCCGAGAAGAAGCUUGGAAAGACAGUCCCUGCCGUUAACGGCAACAAUGGCGUACAGGAGACUCCACCGUCGCAAGCCCUUGCGUCAACGAAUGGCAACUCCUCUAACUCGGAUGAAUUGUUUGUUGACCUAGAUGGAGCCAAUGUUGGUCUGCACCAUUGGCAUCCCGUCCCUGUGACAGGCCAGGGCGGAGAGCUAGCUGGCCAAGCAGAGCUCGGAGGGAUAUGGGAAUGGACAAGUUCCCCAUUGACAAAGUACGAAGGAUUCGAGCCGAUGUCAUUGUACCCUGCAUAUACGGCCGAUUUCUUCGAUGGCAAGCAUAACAUUGUUCUUGGAGGGUCUUGGGCUACUCAUCCUCGUAUUGCCGGCCGAAAGUCUUUUGUCAACUGGUACCAGCGCAACUACCCCUAUGCAUGGUGUGGUGCGAGACUGGUGCGUGACGUCAACUAA
This is a messenger RNA of Phaeoacremonium minimum UCRPA7, 2274 nucleotides long. RefSeq names its product putative duf323 domain protein. Bases 1 to 2274 code for a protein of 757 amino acids. The record is from RefSeq and is a predicted model, not a curated record. The transcript is spliced from 13 exons. Lineage: Eukaryota; Fungi; Ascomycota; Sordariomycetes; Togniniales; Togniniaceae.